Messenger RNA from Stereum hirsutum FP-91666 SS1, 231 nucleotides. RefSeq lists its product as uncharacterized. NCBI's taxonomy places the organism in Eukaryota, Fungi, Basidiomycota, Agaricomycetes, Russulales, Stereaceae. The coding region runs from base 1 to 231 and encodes 76 amino acids. The transcript has a single exon. The record is from RefSeq and is a predicted model, not a curated record.
AUGAAGGUCGACUAUGGUGGCAGGAAGACAAAGUAUAGACUCGCCGGAGUCGUCUAUCACGGAACCUAUCACUUCACAGCGCGAUUGAUAGACAAAAAUUCGAAUACAUGGUGUCAUGAUGGCAUGACUAACGCUGGGAAAUGUAUUCCAGCUGGGAAAGUGAAAGACGUACCGGACAUGUCUGUACUUGAAGGGAGGGUUGCCUGCCUAGCCAUAUAUACAUCCCUGUGA